UGUGUGGAUAAGGCUCUGAGUCUGGCUGUGUCUUUCCUGCCUCUUGUUGUGUGCGGGUGUUCGGCGAUCACCUUUGUGUGUCUUCUGUCUGUUUAAACUUCAGGAUGGCUCGCUUCGGGGAGGCGGUGGUCGUUGGCAGGCCGGGCUCAGGCGAUGGAGACUCGGACCAGAGCAGGAACCGGCAAGGAACCCCGGUACCGGCCUCAGGGCCGGCAGCAGCCUACAAGCAGUCGAAAGCGCAGAGGGCGCGGACUAUGGCUUUGUACAACCCCAUUCCUGUCCGGCAGAACUGUUUCACGGUCAACAGAUCCUUGUUCAUCUUCGGAGAAGAUAACAUUGUCAGGAAAUACGCCAAGAAGCUCAUCGAUUGGCCGCCAUUUGAGUACAUGAUCCUGGCCACCAUCAUUGCCAACUGCAUCGUCUUGGCCCUGGAGCAGCACCUUCCUGAGGAUGACAAGACCCCGAUGUCCCGAAGGCUGGAAAAGACAGAACCAUAUUUCAUUGGGAUCUUUUGCUUUGAAGCUGGGAUCAAGAUCGUGGCUCUAGGGUUCAUCUUCCAUAAGGGUUCAUACCUCCGCAAUGGCUGGAAUGUCAUGGACUUUAUCGUGGUCCUCAGUGGCAUCCUGGCCACUGCGGGGACCCACUUCAACACCCACGUGGACCUGCGGACCCUCCGGGCUGUGCGUGUCCUGAGGCCUUUAAAGCUUGUGUCAGGAAUACCUAGCCUGCAGAUCGUGUUGAAGUCCAUCAUGAAGGCCAUGGUGCCUCUGCUGCAGAUUGGCCUUCUGCUCUUCUUUGCCAUCCUCAUGUUUGCCAUCAUUGGCUUGGAGUUCUACAGUGGCAAGUUACAUCGAGCGUGCUUCACAAACAAUUCAGGUAUUCUAGAGGGAUUUGAUCCUCCCCACCCGUGUGGUGUGCAGGGCUGCCCGGCUGGUUACGAAUGUAAGGACUGGAUCGGCCCCAAUGACGGGAUCACCCAGUUUGACAACAUCCUUUUUGCUGUGCUGACUGUCUUCCAAUGCAUCACAAUGGAAGGAUGGACCACUGUGCUGUACAAUACCAAUGAUGCCUUAGGAGCCACCUGGAAUUGGCUGUACUUCAUCCCCCUCAUCAUCAUUGGAUCCUUCUUUGUUCUCAACCUUGUCCUGGGAGUGCUUUCAGGGGAAUUUGCCAAAGAAAGAGAGAGAGUGGAGAACCGAAGAGCAUUCAUGAAGCUGCGGCGCCAGCAACAGAUAGAGCGAGAGUUGAAUGGCUACCGUGCCUGGAUAGACAAAGCAGAGGAAGUCAUGCUUGCCGAGGAAAAUAAAAAUGCUGGAACGUCAGCCUUGGAAGUGCUUCGAAGGGCAACCAUCAAAAGGAGCCGGACGGAGGCCAUGACCCGAGACUCCAGCGAUGAGCACUGCGUUGAUAUCUCUUCUGUGGGCACACCUCUUGCCAGAGCCAGUAUCAAGAGCACAAAGGUAGAUGGAGCUUCCUAUUUCCGGCACAAGGAACGGCUUCUGCGUAUCUCUAUCCGCCACAUGGUCAAAUCCCAAGUGUUUUAUUGGAUUGUCCUGAGUGUUGUGGCUCUCAACACUGCCUGUGUGGCCAUUGUUCAUCACAACCAGCCCCAGUGGCUCACUCACCUCCUCUACUAUGCAGAAUUUUUGUUUCUGGGACUUUUCCUGUUGGAGAUGUCUCUGAAGAUGUAUGGCAUGGGGCCACGCCUUUAUUUCCACUCUUCAUUCAACUGCUUUGAUUUUGGGGUCACAGUGGGCAGCAUCUUUGAGGUGGUCUGGGCAAUCUUCAGACCUGGUACAUCUUUUGGAAUCAGUGUCUUACGAGCUCUCCGGCUCCUGAGGAUAUUUAAAAUAACCAAGUAUUGGGCAUCCCUCCGGAAUCUGGUUGUCUCCUUGAUGAGCUCCAUGAAGUCUAUCAUCAGCUUGCUCUUCCUCCUCUUCCUCUUCAUCGUUGUCUUCGCUCUCCUGGGAAUGCAGCUCUUUGGAGGCAGGUUUAACUUUAAUGAUGGGACUCCUUCGGCUAAUUUUGACACCUUCCCGGCAGCUAUCAUGACAGUGUUCCAGAUCCUGACAGGGGAAGAUUGGAAUGAGGUGAUGUACAACGGCAUCCGCUCCCAGGGUGGAGUCAGCUCAGGCAUGUGGUCUGCCAUCUACUUCAUUGUGCUCACCCUGUUUGGAAACUACACACUGCUGAACGUAUUCUUGGCCAUCGCUGUGGACAAUUUGGCCAAUGCCCAAGAAUUGACCAAGGAUGAACAGGAGGAGGAAGAAGCCUUCAACCAGAAGCAUGCACUGCAGAAAGCCAAGGAGGUUAGCCCGAUGUCUGCACCCAACAUGCCUUCUAUUGAAAGAGACAGAAGGAGAAGACACCACAUGUCGAUGUGGGAGCCGCGCAGCAGUCACCUGAGGGAGCGGAGGCGCCGGCACCACAUGUCUGUGUGGGAACAACGCACCAGCCAGCUGAGGAGGCACAUGCAAAUGUCUAGCCAAGAAGCCCUCAACAAAGAGGAGGCCCCGCCGAUGAACCCCCUCAAUCCGCUCAAUCCGCUGAGCCCUCUCAACCCGCUCAACACUCACCCCAGCCUCUAUCGGAGGCCCAGGCCCAUAGAGGGUCUAGCCCUGGGCCUGGGUCUUGAGAAGUGUGAAGAGGAGCGCAUUAGCCGCGGCGGCUCCCUCAAGGGCGAUGUAGGGGGCCUGACCAGUGUCCUGGACAACCAGAGGAGUCCCCUGUCCUUGGGCAAACGAGAGCCACCCUGGCUGCCCAGAUCCUGUCAUGGAAACUGUGACCCUACCCAGCAGGAGUCUGGGGGAGGAGAGACGACGGUGGUGACGUUUGAGGAUCGGGCCAGGCAUAGGCAGAGCCAGAGGCGCAGCCGCCAUCGCCGGGUCAGGACUGAGGGCAAGGAGUCUGCCUCCGUGUCCCGGAGCAGGUCCGCCAGCCAGGAGCGGAGUCUGGAUGAAGGCGUGUCCAUUGAGGGGGAGAAAGAACAUGAGCCUCAGGGCAGCCACAGGAGCAAAGAGCCAACCAUCCACGAAGAGGAGAGAACCCAGGACUUAAGGAGGACCAACAGUCUGAUGGUACCCAGGGGAUCUGGACUGGUAGGAGCUCUGGAUGAGGCAGAAACCCCUCUAGUCCAGCCCCAACCUGAGUUGGAAGUGGGAAAGGAUGCCGCUCUGACAGAGCAGGAGGCUGAAGGCAGCAGCGAGCAAGCCCUGCUGGGGGAUGUACAGCUGGAUGUGGGCCGCGGCAUUAGCCAGAGCGAGCCUGACCUCUCCUGCAUGACCACCAACAUGGACAAGGCUACCACCGAGAGCACCAGCGUCACCGUCGCCAUCCCUGACGUUGACCCCUUGGUGGAUUCAACAGUAGUGCACAUUAGCAACAAGACUGAUGGAGAAGCCAGUCCCUUGAAGGAGGCAGAGACCAAAGAGGAGGAGGAAGAGGUGGAGAAGAAGAAGCAGAAGAAAGAGAAGCGAGAGACUGGCAAAGCCAUGGUGCCCCAUAGCUCAAUGUUCAUCUUCAGCACCACUAACCCGAUCCGCAGGGCCUGCCACUACAUUGUGAACCUCCGCUACUUUGAGAUGUGCAUCCUCCUGGUGAUAGCGGCUAGCAGCAUUGCCCUGGCUGCCGAGGACCCUGUUCUGACCAACUCGGAGCGCAACAAAGUCCUGAGAUAUUUCGACUAUGUUUUCACAGGCGUGUUUACCUUUGAGAUGGUCAUAAAGAUGAUAGAUCAAGGCUUGAUCCUGCAGGAUGGAUCCUACUUCCGAGACCUCUGGAACAUCCUGGACUUUGUGGUAGUGGUUGGUGCGUUGGUAGCCUUUGCUCUGGCGAACGCUUUGGGAACCAACAAGGGGCGGGACAUCAAGACUAUCAAGUCUCUGAGGGUACUCCGAGUUCUACGACCACUGAAAACCAUCAAGCGCUUGCCCAAGCUGAAGGCUGUGUUUGACUGCGUGGUGACCUCCUUGAAGAACGUCUUCAACAUACUCAUUGUCUACAAGCUCUUCAUGUUCAUCUUUGCUGUCAUCGCCGUCCAGCUGUUCAAGGGGAAGUUCUUUUAUUGCACUGAUAGUUCGAAGGACACAGAGAAGGAGUGCAUAGGCAACUAUGUAGAUCAUGAGAAAAACAAGAUGGAGGUAAAGGGCCGGGAAUGGAAGCGUCAUGAAUUCCACUACGACAACAUCAUCUGGGCCCUGCUGACCCUCUUCACUGUCUCCACAGGGGAAGGGUGGCCUCAGGUCCUGCAGCAUUCUGUAGAUGUGACAGAGGAGGACAGAGGCCCAAGCCGCAGCAACCGCAUGGAGAUGUCCAUCUUCUAUGUGGUCUACUUUGUGGUGUUCCCUUUCUUCUUCGUCAAUAUCUUUGUGGCUCUCAUCAUCAUCACCUUCCAGGAGCAAGGGGAUAAGAUGAUGGAGGAGUGUAGCCUGGAAAAGAAUGAGCGCGCAUGCAUUGACUUCGCCAUUAGUGCAAAACCCCUCACCCGCUACAUGCCGCAGAACAGGCACACCUUCCAGUACCGCGUGUGGCACUUCGUGGUUUCUCCAUCCUUUGAGUAUACCAUCAUGGCCAUGAUCGCCUUGAACACUGUCGUGCUGAUGAUGAAGUACUAUUCUGCUCCUUGUACCUAUGAACUCGCCCUAAAGUACCUGAACAUUGCCUUCACCAUGGUGUUUUCCCUGGAAUGUGUCCUAAAGGUCAUCGCUUUUGGCUUCCUGAACUAUUUCCGUGACACCUGGAACAUCUUUGAUUUCAUCACUGUGAUUGGCAGUAUCACAGAAAUCAUCCUGACAGACAGCAAGCUGGUGAACACCAGUGGCUUCAAUAUGAGCUUUCUGAAGCUCUUCCGAGCUGCACGCCUCAUAAAGCUUCUGCGUCAGGGCUACACCAUUCGCAUUUUGCUGUGGACCUUCGUGCAGUCCUUUAAGGCUCUCCCCUAUGUCUGCCUUCUGAUUGCCAUGCUUUUCUUCAUCUAUGCCAUCAUUGGGAUGCAGGUAUUUGGAAACAUAAAAUUAGAUGAGGAGAGUCACAUCAACCGGCACAACAACUUUCGGAGUUUCUUCGGGUCCCUCAUGCUGCUCUUCAGGAGUGCCACGGGGGAGGCUUGGCAGGAGAUAAUGCUGUCGUGUCUCGGCGAGAAGGGCUGUGAGCCUGAUACCACUGCACCCUCGGGGCAGAACGAGAAUGAGCGUUGUGGCACUGACCUGGCCUACGUUUACUUUGUCUCCUUCAUCUUCUUCUGCUCCUUCCUGAUGCUUAACCUGUUCGUGGCUGUCAUCAUGGACAACUUCGAGUACCUGACUCGAGAUUCCUCUAUCCUGGGGCCUCACCACUUGGAUGAGUUUGUCCGUGUCUGGGCAGAAUAUGACAGAGCAGCAUGUGGCCGCAUCCAUUACACUGAGAUGUAUGAAAUGCUGACUCUCAUGUCACCACCGCUAGGCCUCGGCAAGAGAUGUCCCUCCAAAGUGGCCUAUAAGAGGUUGGUCCUGAUGAACAUGCCAGUGGCUGAGGACAUGACAGUCCACUUCACCUCCACACUUAUGGCUCUGAUCCGGACAGCCCUGGACAUUAAAAUCGCCAAAGGUGGUGCAGACAGACAGCAGCUAGACUCAGAGCUACAAAAAGAAACCCUGGCCAUUUGGCCUCACCUGUCUCAGAAGAUGUUGGAUCUGCUUGUGCCCAUGCCCAAAGCCUCUGACCUGACAGUGGGCAAAAUCUAUGCAGCAAUGAUGAUUAUGGACUACUAUAAACAGAGCAAGGUGAAGAAGCAGCGACAGCAGCUGGAGGAACAGAAAAAUGCACCCAUGUUCCAGCGCAUGGAGCCCUCAUCACUGCCUCAGGAGAUCAUCGCUAAUGCCAAAGCCCUGCCUUAUCUCCAGCAGGACCCCGUUUCAGGACUGAGUGGUCGGAGUGGAUACCCUUCAAUGAGUCCACUCUCCCCUCAAGAAAUAUUCCAGUUGGCUUGUAUGGACCCAGCUGAUGAUGGACAAUUCCAGGAACAGCAAUCUCUGGAGCCAGAGGUUAGUGAAUUAAAAAGUGUGCAGUCCUCUAGCCAUGGCAUCUACCUUCCUCCGGACACCCAGAAGCAUGCGGGAUCUGGGAGGGCAUCCUCUAUGCCACGUCUGACUAUGGAUCCCCAGGUGGUAACAGACCCUAGCUCUAUGCGACGUUCAUUUUCUACAAUUCGGGAUAAGCGUUCAAAUUCCUCAUGGUUGGAGGAGUUCUCUAUGGAGCGUAGCAGUGAAAAUACCUACAAGUCACGGCGCAGAAGUUACCAUUCCUCCCUGAGGCUGUCAGCCCACCGCCUGAAUUCUGACUCUGGCCACAAGUCUGACACUCACCGCUCAGGAGGCAGGGAGAGAGGCCGGUCCAAAGAACGAAAGCAUCUUCUCUCUCCUGAUGUCUCUCGCUGCAAUUCUGAAGAGCGAGGGACCCAGGCUGACUGGGAGUCCCCAGAGCGUCGCCAGUCAAGGUCACCCAGCGAGGGAAGGUCACAGACCCCCAACAGACAGGGCACUGGUUCCCUGAGUGAGAGCUCCAUUCCCUCCAUCUCUGACACCAGCACCCCAAGACGAAGUCGUCGCCAGCUCCCACCUGUGCCACCAAAGCCCCGGCCCCUCCUCUCCUACAGCUCCCUGAUGAGACACACUGGCGGCAUCUCUCCACCUCCUGAUGGAAGUGAGGGUGGAUCCCCGCUGGCCUCUCAGGCCCUGGAGAGCAACAGCGCUUGCCUGACCGAGUCUUCCAAUUCCUUGCACCCCCAGCAGGGCCCGCACUCUUCCCCACAGCACUACAUCUCCGAGCCCUACCUGGCCCUCCAUGAAGACUCCCACGCCUCAGACUGUGGCGAGGAGGAGACACUCACCUUUGAGGCAGCCGUGGCUACUAGCUUGGGCCGCUCCAACACCAUUGGCUCUGCCCCACCCCUGCGGCACAGCUGGCAGAUGCCUAACGGGCACUAUCGGCGGCGGAGGCGUGGGGGGCCUGGGCCCGGCAUGAUGUGUGGAGCUGUCAGUGACCUCCUGAGUGACACGGAAGAAGAUGAUAAGUGCUAGAGGCUGCCAUCCCCUCCGAUGCAUGCUCUUCUCUCACAGGGAGAAAACCAAGACCAAAUUGGGAAGCCAGUGCGGCCCGGGGGGGAGGAAGAGGGAGGAGGAAGAUGGAGAAAGGACGCCAAGCAUCCUCAGAGAAGAGGAAGUCAAAGACAGCUGGAAAACCAGUCAAACCCACCAAUUUGCGUUAUUUCCCUUUGCAAGAUGGGCACUGCCAUAGUUCUGCCUCUUUGCUGGGGAAAGAAAAUACAGGGAUGUGGGGGGUUAUUCCCAUGGGAGAAGGGACAUGAAGGUGGCUUGGCUUCCCUUGCCCCUUCCCACUUUUCUAUGAGCUGCAGCGGGAUCUGGCUGGCCUGUG
Messenger RNA from Peromyscus eremicus (cactus mouse), 7410 nucleotides. RefSeq names its product calcium voltage-gated channel subunit alpha1 E (gene Cacna1e). The record is from RefSeq and is a predicted model, not a curated record. The transcript has 48 exons. The coding region runs from base 105 to 7055 and encodes 2316 amino acids. NCBI's taxonomy places the organism in Eukaryota, Metazoa, Chordata, Mammalia, Rodentia, Cricetidae. Gene Ontology annotation, cellular component: membrane; voltage-gated calcium channel complex; neuronal cell body. Gene Ontology annotation, biological process: chemical synaptic transmission; calcium ion import across plasma membrane. Gene Ontology annotation, molecular function: calcium ion binding; high voltage-gated calcium channel activity.